CGAAUUCUGAGGGGUGAAAAAUGGCAUUCACACUCAACCCUACAACUCCUUUUUCUCACCGAUUUCUCACUCGACGCUCCAAACGAACCAUUUCAUGCUCCUUCUCUUCCGAAUCUUUUAAGUUUAAGAGGCAGUACACGAGCGUGAUGAUAGUGCCGACAGGGAUUGGAGCUGCUAUUGGGGGAUUCGCCGGCGACGCCUUACCGGUGGCUCGCGCUCUCUCCACCGUCGUUGAUUGCCUUAUCACUCACCCUAACGUGCUUAAUGCAGCAAUGCUAUACUGGCCGAUGCCUAAUACAUUAUAUGUUGAAGGUUAUGCUCUUGACCGAUUUGCAGAAGGGUUAUGGGCCUUACAGCCUGUUCACCAGAACAGGGUGGGGUUAGUUCUUGAUGCUGGGAUUGAGGAGGAGCUUCGGGUUCGCCAGUUACAAGUAGCUGAUGCUGCAAGGGCUUCCCUUGGAUUGCCUGUUGUGGAAUAUAUUGUCACAGACACUCCGCUGAAGGUAGAGAAAUGGGUUGAUCCAGAAACUGGCCAAUCAACAGGGAGGAUUAAGAACCCUGAUUCUUUACUUAGAGCUGUGCGGACUUUAGUGAAUAGGUCAAAAGUGAAUGCCAUUGCUGUUGUUGGACGUUUUCCAGAUGACGAUACUGAUGAUGUAGAUGACUAUCGGCAGGGAAUGGGAAUAGACCUAUUGGCAGGAGUUGAGGCAGUUAUAAGCCAUCUAGUCGUGAAGGAGUUCCAAAUUCCUUGUGCACAUGCUCCUGCACUAUCUCCACUUCCCAUGAGCCCAUCUCUAUGUCCGAAAUCAGCAGCUGAGGAGAUUGGGUACACUUUCCUGCCUUGUGUGCUUGCUGGCCUAAGUAAUGCUCCACAAUACUCGGUCAGGUACUCUGAAUCCAUGGAAAGGGGUUGCAUAUUGGCAAGUGAUGUAGAUUCGGUAAUCCUUCCCAAAGAUGCUUGUGGAGGGGAUGGGACGCUUGCUUUUGCAAGAAGUGAAACAAAUAAGCCACUAAUAAUUACUGUAGAAGAAAACGAAACUGUUCUCGAUGAUACUGCAGAUAAGCUUGGCUUUGAAGUGCUGCAAGUCUCAAAUUAUUGGGAGGCUAUUGGAGUUAUUGCAGCUCACAAGGCGGGGAUAGAUCCAUUUUCACUUAGACGAAAUAAAAUUAUUAACAUUGGGUGCACUUCUUUAAUGCCCGUCAAUGGUAGCUCAAUUUCAAGAGAAAGAGCUAUCUCCUGAUUAAACAUUUGAGAGUUCAAUCUAACCAUUGAAGGAGUGGUGGAUCAUCUCUUGGGUUUUAUGCCUUGUAGGCAUAUUUAUUUAGUGCCUGUUUGGAUCGUCUUAUUUUUAAGCUAGAAGCUACUUAUAAGCAUAAGCUAGGCCAAACAGAUUUUGGGAAAAGCUCUUAUAACGAAAAGCUCUUUUUUUUAUAAUGAAGAAAAAAGCUAAAAACUAAAAGCUCUUAGGAGGAGUUUUUUUUUAAGCUCUUAUCUGUUUUUCUUGAAUUGUGUACUUUUUUUUUUUUUAAUGAAGAGUGAUAAAGAUAGAGAGAAAGAUAAUUUUCUUGAAAUAUGUACUUUUAAAUAAUUUUUAAGCUAAAGCUUUUAUGUAAUUUCCAAACAGCUUUUAGCUUAUUUUUUUAAGCUCUUUUUUUUAGCUUUAGCUUAUAAAUAGCUUCUAGCUUUAAGGUAGCAGUUUAACUUAUAUUUAUCUAGUAACACAGGGUAGAUCAAGUUUGCAAAAUAUACCGAAUUGGCUUCGUGGCAGGGUUAGCAGAAUUUGGUUUCAGACCUCAUUUUUGUCUCUGAACUGUUUUAGGCUUUAGUUGUUGAACUGAACCAUUAGCCAACUUGGAACGAGUGAAAGCUUGUUAUCUACUAUCUAGUCAUCCUUGUCAAAUUACUAAGGGGGCGUUUGGUUGAGGAUAAAUUUUAAGAAUACUAGGGAAAUGUAAUUGAUAGGGAAAUGGUUGAAAAGUGAGUUUGAUAGGAAAAUGUAAAAAAAGUUGUUUGGUUGGAAAAAAAUUUACUGGGUAAAUUAGGUAAGAUUUAUAAAAUCUAUGUUUGGUUUGAGGUAAAAUAUAGAUGGGGAAAUAAGUGACAAUUACGAAAAUAUCCCUGUUUUUAAAAUUUUUGGGAAAAUAAAAAAAUUGUAAAUUAGAGAAAUUUUUUGGAAAAUUCUAGCAUCUGUGGGUUGUUGCUUCGAAACGUACCGAAAAAUGGAAAUAGAUCUUAAACACUGUACAAAGGUGGAGCAGUAAGUAAAUUUAAUCUGAUGAUUCAUAGCCUGUAUUUGUUUGGUAGCAGUAUUGGUUAACCGUGCUUCAUGGCCUUUAUGGGUUCUGUUCCAGUCAUGUCAUUUUCACUCUCUCCCUCUUUCUUCCUCGCUAUGAGCUACAAUUUCUAUCUUUUUGUCCAUGGUGACCGCCCGCGGCGGCUGAUGGUGGUUGCAGGUGGCUGCUGUUGGUGGUUGCAGGUGGCUGCUGUGGUUGAGACGGUGGAAAGAAAGAGAAGAAGGAUUACAAAGGGGUAUUUUGGUCUGCUUCAUUUUCUCAUUUUUCAACUUACCCAGCUAUCCCCAAAAAACCACCCCCAACUUCAUAUUCUAAAGAGUGCCAAUGGAUGGCUUUCUACAACCAAAUAGGAAAUGCUAUGCAAAUAGCAUAGAUGGGAAACUUCAAUAAACCUCUCUACCAAACAACAACUUUCUGGAAUGCCAAGUUCAUUUAGAUGGGGAAAUUUUCAGAUUUCUUCAACCAAACACCACCUAAGAGUUUUCUUUCUAUGUUGUGGAACGAGGAACUAGAGGUCAUUGCUUCGAAUGAAUAGCUGAGGCUCCUCUAAUUUUUGUUUGGAUUGGAUUGGAUAUUUGUCUUAA
Gastrolobium bilobum is the source of this 2879-nucleotide messenger RNA. RefSeq lists its product as uncharacterized. Bases 21 to 1241 code for a protein of 406 amino acids. The transcript is spliced from 9 exons. Lineage: Eukaryota; Viridiplantae; Streptophyta; Magnoliopsida; Fabales; Fabaceae. The record is from RefSeq and is a predicted model, not a curated record.